Molecule: messenger RNA, 1409 nt
Organism: Neltuma alba
Lineage: Eukaryota; Viridiplantae; Streptophyta; Magnoliopsida; Fabales; Fabaceae
Product: E3 ubiquitin-protein ligase Praja-2-like
Exons: 1
Coding region: 186-1409 (407 amino acids)
Biological process (GO): protein ubiquitination
Cellular component (GO): cytoplasm
Molecular function (GO): ubiquitin protein ligase activity
Source: RefSeq, a predicted model, not a curated record
UCGGAAAAAGAAAAUUGAUGCUCCGCGAAAGGAAGAAAAAUCGUAGGAUUUUCCUCGUGGCCCAGUGAAACUUGACAGGUCGAAUUCCAAGAACCCAUUGCGGUGUGGAGUUCAGAAGGUUCGUUGAUUUGUUCGAUAGAUCCAGCCAAGUUGGGGUUCAGUCUUUUCCGAAUAUCUGUUCAACCAUGGCUAAUAACAUUCAACUUCCGCCCCUCUUUUCCCUCGAAGAUGAAUUUGAAGAAUCUGGCCCCGAUGAACAGGCAUCUGAUCUCCCAUCAUCGGCUGCCCGCGAUCAUUGGUGCACCGACUCCUCCAACCCCUUUGCAACCGUGUCCUUCGACCAUUUGAGCAACCAUUCGAACUGGUACUCCGAUUCGGACUCCGAUUCGGUGAGUUGCUUUGUUACAGAUCUUUUUGAAAAUCGCUCGUCGGAGAACUUUUACCGUCGCUGUAACGAUAAUUCUGAUAUUAAUCCGUUUUCGGCCGUUCCUUGCGAUAGUCACGGUGGAGAAGGGUCAAGUUAUGCGGAGAAGGAACUAGGGUCUGGAUCUGGAACGGAAAAAAAUGAUGGGAUUUCUGCAGUAGGCGAGACAUCGGGCUCUGAAAGGGUUCGUUCGCACGCGGAUGGCCUUCGAAUUGUCGGGUUUAGUUCUGAGUCGGAUUCUAAUACCGAUGAAGAGCUUGACAGGGCUAUAGAAUUCAGUUCUGGUGAAAAUGAUGGCAAUAGAAUCAAUGGCUUUGACGAUUUUGAUGUUCAUUUUUAUUGGGACAGCCUUUGCUUGGAGGACCAGAGGACCCUCAAUGAACAUUUUGAGUGGGAGGAUUUAGAGGAAAGAGUCAAUGAUGGAGAAGACUUGAGUGUGGUGAUUGGUGAGGUUGAUGAUCAAUCAGUAGCAUCUGGAUUUUCCUAUGGAGAGGAGUCGGGUGAAGAGGCAUUGAGAUACCUUGAAUGGGAAAUUCUGUUAGCGGUCAACAACUUAGAGAGGAAUUCAAGCGUUGAAAAUGGCGCUACUGCAGGUUCCUUCUUAACGGUUCAGGAUGAUGGUUAUAUGAAUACAACUGAGUAUGAUAUGUUUUUUGGGCAAUUCCUGGAAAAUGAGAGUUCCUUAAAGGGAAGUCCUCCUGCCGCAAAAAGUGUCGUGGAGAAUCUUCCUCUAGUAGAAUUAACAGAGGAGGACUUGGUGGGGGAGAAUGUGGCGUGUGCUGUUUGCAAAGAUGAAAUCAUAUGGAAGGAAAAAGUGAGAAGGCUUCCCUGCUCACACUUUUACCAUGGGGAGUGCAUUAUGCCAUGGCUGAGCAUUCGUAAUACAUGCCCUGUUUGUCGGUAUGAACUACCCACUGAUGAUCCCGAUUAUGAGCAGAGGAAGAGUCAGAGAUCUGCUCAUGAUCUGUUGGAGUUUGCACUUUAG